CAAAAAAAAGAGAGGAGAUGGUGGAAGAGGAAAGAAGGGAGAUCCUUGAGUACAAGAGGGGUGAGUUAGAGGAGGAGGAGAAGGAAGAUGACAAGGAGGACAUUCUCCCACCUGAUAAAAGUAUCAGAAGGAGAGCUGUGGGCUGGGUGAAUAAAACAUGGGAGAAGAGGAACCUCAGAAAGAUAGAGAGAACGUAUCAGAGAGAGGCUGAGGAGGGCUACAAGAUCGUCCACAUAGGUAAGACCUGUUUUCCCUCUACUUAUGACAUCAUCCUCUGUAGUCUCCUCUACACACAUACGUUCCACACCAGUCAUCAUGAUGCAUCAUUGUUUCAAUAUAAAACUACUGUCCAAAGAAUAUGUUAGCUGACAUGGCUCAUUGAGUGACUGACUGACAUAACAAGAAAAAUACUGCUGAUAACAACCACGUUUUUAAAUGGUACCUUGUGUUAUCUACUAGUCUAACUCUCAAGACUAAGUUGAGACCCAGAAAGAGUUCAUAAAAAACACACACAAAAACGUGUUUUGGGGGGAUCCGGGGGCUACUAGUGGCCAUGGGGCCCUAAGCGAUCACAUAUGCCCUGGCACUAUACAAAGAAUAGGUGCCAUUCUGGACUCAUGUUCAACUUAGGGCCAGGUCAAUUCAGGAUGGAAAUUAUUGCACUUUAUUCACAAAUUCCAUGCCUUGCUUAACUGAAAAGAGUAAAGAAUCAUUGAGAUCCAAUUGUGUUUUCUAUUCUUCAUUCCCUGUGUCCAUUACAUUUAAGUUGAUAUCAGAUCCACUAAGUUGAAUGUAAACUCUACUUCUUCUCCCCUCCCAGCCAUCCCUGGACACACAAGGCUAACAUCCACCAUGACCCGGGCAGAGAGAGAGAGGGAGAAGAGGAAGGAGCUGCUGAAGGCUGAGGAGAGAAGGAAGAAGAUGGAGGAUUUCAAUAAGCAGUGGAGAGAGCGGUCCCUGCUUAAAAAACACACUCAUCAACAACUGAAGGAGGAGAGGGAGAGGAUGAAGGAAAACUACCUGGAGCAGAUGAAUCUGGAGGCUGAUGCUCAAAUCAACACCCGGUGUCUAACCACCCAACAUAGCCACGAUUACAACCACGGUCAGGAGUUGCCCAGGUGGGCCACAGGCCAACAAGUAAGCCAAGUAAGCCAAGAGCCCACUGGAUCUGCUGAUGGCCACCAGGAAAGGCCAAGGAGGCAACAGGCAUGGGCAGACAACCAGGAGGGGAGUUCAGAGAACCAGCAGGAGGGGCCAGAGAACCAUCAGGGGGGGCCAGACAGCCAGCAGCUAGAAGCUCCAGAAGAGGCUGAAACAUCAGAGCCAAUCUCCAACACAAAGACAAAGAAAAAGCCAAGCAUCUGGAAGAAAAUUAGGAUGAGUCAACAAGUGAUGAGCCAGAGCAACCAAUCAACGUCACUGCAGCUGUUCUACCCACCACCCCCAUUGCUCUUCCUCCACCACCAACCUCAUCCUCUUCUCCUGUUCAACUCAUUUGUCGCCCCACUAGAAAGGACUGUACAUACAGUUGAAGUCAGAAGUUAACAUACACUUAGGUUGGAGUCGUUAAAACUC
This is a messenger RNA of Oncorhynchus tshawytscha (Chinook salmon), 1575 nucleotides long. RefSeq lists its product as uncharacterized. The record is from RefSeq and is a predicted model, not a curated record. Bases 853 to 1545 code for a protein of 230 amino acids. The transcript is spliced from 2 exons. Lineage: Eukaryota; Metazoa; Chordata; Actinopteri; Salmoniformes; Salmonidae.